CGUUCUUACCUUUGUUACCCCUCUCCUUUUGACAGUUGCACGGUUGUGCAGCCACGGAAUAGAGCUGUGUGGUUUGUUUUCGUUUUGCGUGUUUCCGUAAUUAAUCUGACAUACAGGUAUUCACAAGAUGGUAACUGAGUAACAGUUAAUGGAAGAAAUGUGGUUUACCGGAACACACAUUAAUGUGAGAUGUGAGAUUGUGUUCAAAUUCAGGUAUAAGUAAUUAUCGAACAGCACCACUUAACACUGGUGUUCGUGACUGUAUAAUUCCCGAUGAAGUGAAGGUGUUUGAGUAGUGUUCGGUGUGAUGAUGCAUAGGGACAGGAUGAAACAAAAGUACGCUUUGGAGGACUACAUAUACGAGAUGGAAUGUCGUAGCGUAGAGCCGUCAGCGGAUCCCGAGGACCUCGAUGUGUACGCCCAACUUCAACAGAAAGAAAAGGAUCUUAUCCUUGCCGCAGAACUCGGAAAGGCGCUCCUCGAGAAAAACGAAGAACUAAGCCGGCAAAAUGAGAAGAUAGCUGAGGAUUUUUCGCAAAAACUUGAACUGUUGGAGCAAGACCGACAUUCCUUGAGACGAAAGCUUGAGUCUACACAGUCAGAAUGUGACACAAGACUGCUUGAGCUUCAAGUAGACAUCAGGGAGCUUAAUCAAACAUUAGCAGAACGAGAGUCAGCCCUUAAACAGACUGAGCGGGAGAAAGCAACUCUCAUUGCUGAACUGACAGAGCAGAACCAGCGGCUCACAAAUCAGCUCAAAGAAUCUAGUCGUCAAGAAGAACAGCUGACAGCACAGCUUCAAGGCCUGCGAGACCAGUGCAAUCUCAAAAAGUCCAGUCUUCAGGACCAUGUGAGCAGCCUUGAGGUGCUUAGAGAUGAGAUACACCUCAUGUCUGAGAAGAAAUGUGAACUAGAGCGGAGGUUGCAGUCACUAUUAAGUGAGAGAGAGAGCCUCAGUUUAGCUCUUGAUGAAGCUACAGACCGUAUUGUCAUGUUGGAACACCAAGCUCGAGGACAAGAACUCCAGCUGCGCCAAGCUCAGCGUGAGCUUGAGGAGUUGCGGGUCACAAAUGGUUCACUUGGUGAGAGAAUUGAGGUACUGUCAGCCCAUAGUUCCUCUCCGGGACCUCGUUCACUUCUGCAUGAGAUGGAGUGUGAUGAUGCUAGCAGUGAAUCUGAACUGAUACUCCAUAGUGACAACAGUUCCGAGCAACUGGAUGGGUUCCGGAAGGAAGUUCUAUUAGCAUAUCAGCAGCUUAGAAUGGCUUGUGAUAGACUACGCCACAGCAGAGGAGACUCAAUAAGUUCAGACAUGGAGUCUAUGCCUAGUGAAGACAUAUCUCCCAGUAAACUGAAGGUUGGCCUGUUGUCAGAGGUUGUGAAGGAACUGUCCAGGUUGAUCCAGGAAGUUCUGAGCAGGAGAGAGUCUCGACCCAGUUCAUCAUCCAGCAGUGGUAUUGACCUGGAGCUGGAACUGGAGGCAGAGUUACAUCGAGCCAAUGAGAACUUGGAGAAGGUGCAGAGGCUACUUGAUGACCGAGAGGAUGAGCUCAAGAGAAGAACUGAGCAGGUCAUGGAGCUCACUAGCAAGCUGAGUGUGCGAGAUGCAGAACUGUUGGGAAUGACAGAGGAGCGGGACAGGGCACGCGGUGACUUAGAGGACACCCACCUUGCAAAGGACGAAGUGGUACGCAAGGCAUGGGAGGUGCGUGAUGCAGCUGUGGCAAGGAAGAAUACAGUGGAAGUGGAACUUGCAAAGACUAGGAUAGAUGUUAUGCAGGCUAACAGCCAGCUAAUGGAAGCCAUUCAACAGAAGGUUGAGUUGAGUCAGCAACUGGAACAGUGGCAGAUGGACAUGCAAAGCCUCCUUGAUGAUCAAAUGAAGCAAAAACUGUGUGGGCAGGAGCAUGCUCGUCAAGCCACCAAUUUGGAGAAUAGCAAGAGGCCCUCCACACGACGACUCUUUGGUCUCUUCCAGCGAUGAUCACCACCAAUACCAUACAGUGACAUCCAGACUUGCCACCAAGAGACUAAUGAAGAAGAGCCACAUGUAUGCUUUGAAAGUCAAAUUGACUCUGUGGGUUUUUGUGUUUGCAGAAAUGUCCAUCAGAAAUCAACUCGAUGGAAACAGGGGUUGGUUAAUGAUUCCAGAGCACCAGGCUCUGUAGCUGCAAAUAAGGUCAACACUAAAGGAAUAUUUACAAAAAUCACAGUAUCCCACUGUCUAAGACAGAGACUCAGUUUUGACGAUAAUGCAGUGAUCAAAGUGGGGUAUUCAGGGAAACAAAUAAAACAUAAAUCGUUUAGUGAACAUGCAAAGUUGAAAACACGAAGGAGAUUACAGAAUAGUGAUAGAUGGGAAGUGUUUCCAUUUAAUUGUAAUGGUAACAUAGUGUCAGGUGUAUGUAUACUUUUAUUCUUAAUUGUCAUGUUCCCCAUUUUUAUACAUAUUUCUUUAUUUAUUUUCUUCUUAAAUUGUGUACUAAACAACAGUUAUAUGCAUCAUUGUAAAUAGGCAAAGUAAAUCUCAUUUUAGUUUUUAAACUCCACUGCCCAGCUAAUAUAUAAUCACUAGACUGUGAUAACAUCGGUACUGGGGCAGUCUUACAGCAGUAAUGGUUACUGAGCCCUAAAAUAUAUAAUUAUUUUAUUCUUGGUUGCUCCCUGUAACAUGGCAGCCAUUCAGCAUUAAUGAUAAAUUUGUGUCUACACUUAAAUCGUUUUGCAUCAAGUACAUGGGUAAAUAUUUUUAAAAUCAUGUAAGGAACUUAAAGGCAUAUGCCAUUAAAAUUAAUACUGGGGGAGGUGUGCUAUGAUUUGAUUCACUUGUAUACAUAAAACAACGAAUUCGUACAGCUUGGACAUUUAAUGAGAAUGUAUAUAACGUGUAUAUUGUAGCUGGCACUUGUGAAAGAGACGCUAACUGAAAUAAGAGCACUUGUGAUAUGAUCUAGGCACAGCCAAGGUGCUUUCUUCAGAAUUGGCAAUGUCAGAAAUCAUGCUGUUAUUACAGUAAAUAUUUUAUUUGUUGUGUUAUUUAAAUAUAUUAAGUGCUUGGUUAUAAAGUAACCUGUAUGUUUCCAAUUUCAGACUUGGACCAGCCUUAAAAUGACAAAGCCAUUUGUAAAAUAUAGCAGAUUAGAAUAUGAGGUACAGCUGGUUAAAUUUAUGAUGGCCAACAGAUUUACAGGAGCGGGUUCUCUUAGGAUUUUCUUGGUUACUGGGACAUUAAUUUGGAAGUUAUUACCACUAUUUACUCAUUAUAGAAGUUGUAGGAAGAAGUCUUUUCAGAAAAUAAAAUUCAUUUCACUUUGCCA
This is a messenger RNA of Cryptotermes secundus, 3317 nucleotides long. RefSeq names its product bicaudal D-related protein homolog. The transcript is spliced from 9 exons. The coding region runs from base 308 to 1984 and encodes 558 amino acids. NCBI's taxonomy places the organism in Eukaryota, Metazoa, Arthropoda, Insecta, Blattodea, Kalotermitidae. The record is from RefSeq and is a predicted model, not a curated record.